AUGGGAUAUUUUAUGCAAGGCACUUUCAACAUAUUGUCUCAGCAGAGUGUAGCUGAUGCAGAUGUUGAUAUUGUUCUCAAGGCCAUUGAGACUGCUUCUGGAAGCUACUACAAUAAAGUGGUUAUUUUUUCGGAAGACACUGAUUUCUUAACAAUGCUUGCUGCUCGGACUCCACCGAAUCUAGAUGUGUUCUUGCUGAAGCCGCCUUCCGCUAGAUUACCUGAUGUUGAGUAUUCUUCCGAAAGCUUAGCAUCCAGAAGCGCGUGCCUCAGGUCUCAUAUAUUAUUUCUACAUACUUUCACGGGAUGCGACACAACCUCAGCAUUUUUCUAUCGAGGAAAAGUAACAUUCUGCGAUUUGUUUGAGAAAUCCGAUGAUUUACAUGGGUUUGCAGAAAUAUUUAGGCAAACACAUGUAGCCAUGGACAAUUUAAUAGAUCACGGGCUUCGCCUAGCUUUGGUUCUUUACGGGGCACCCAAAACGGAGCGCACGAGCGAUAAACCUGCGAUUGAGCUUGACCAAAGCUAUCAAGCAAAAAUGUAUGCUAAAGCCUCCAAUAAUAAAAAAGUCGAUCUUGCACGCAUAAUUCCGACUGCCAAUGCAUUAACCGAGCCUAUCGAGCUUGCCUAUUUCCAAGUACAGGCUUGGUAUGGUUCACAAGGUCAAGACGAGACCAUAGAUCCGUUGGAAUAG
This is a messenger RNA of Psylliodes chrysocephalus, 693 nucleotides long. The record is from the annotation of a GenBank genome assembly. Lineage: Eukaryota; Metazoa; Arthropoda; Insecta; Coleoptera; Chrysomelidae.